UCCAGGCAACAUGAAUCCUGUCCUCUGUCUCCCCCUGCUGGCUGUGCUCCUCCAGCAUGCUCUGUGUGUCUACAACUGCUCCUCAGAGUACGAGAGGACUCCAGACAGCUCUGAUCUGACGGUUGAAUGCGGCACCACCAUGAUAACCGUAGAGGUCAACCUGUGCUCGGCCCAGUGGGCAGGCUUCAACGCCUCCAUGCUGGCUCUCAAUGGGAACCACGACAACAUCGCAUGCCUGGGCUCCAUCGAUGAGAGCAGGGACCCUCCGAUCGUCCGUUACCACCUUCCUGUGAACAGCAGUGGGGAUAACUCCUGCCGUCAGUCUCUGCAGAUCGUGGACGAAGUGCCAGAUCCUACUGGUCCCUUCAGUAGUUUCUCAAAUAUCCAGUCGGUUAUCAUUACAUCGUACAUCGACACCCCGAAAUCGGAUGCGGGCAUCAUCAGCUACUCCACAGACCUGUACUACUACUUCUCCUGCCGCUACCCUCUGGAGUACCUCAUCAACAACACAAAGAUUGUUGCCUCCUCGGUGUCUGUGGCAACCACCAGUAACAACGGGAGCUUCAUCGAUAUGCUUAAAAUGAGUGUUUUUAAUGACACAGACUACAGGCAUCCGUUGGUUGUGCCUCCAACGGGACUUGAGCUGCGAACCAAAGUCUAUGUGGAGGUGAAGGCUGUUAACCUAACGGGAAAUUUCAACGUCAUGCUCGACCACUGCUUUGCGACUCCCAGUCCUUACAACAUGACUCAGAAGGAGCAAUACAACUUCUUCACCGGUUGCGAGGUCACAACAAGGACGUCCGUGACAGACAACGGUAUUUCCGACGUGGCCCGGUUCAACUUUGAGGCCUUCCGCUUUGUUCAGCACAGAGACCAGGAGAAGUCCAGCAUCUACCUGCACUGCAUAAUGAGACUGUGCGAGCCCAGCAAAUGUCAAGAGCUGCUGUCUAUUUGUAAUGCCAGACGUAAAAGAUCAUUGACUCCUUUCGGAGAAGAGGGCAGCGACUCGGCCACCGUCUCAGUCGGCCCGCUGUACACCGCCCGACAAGAUCAGCCCGAUCAGCUGGCAGCUGGCUCUACAGGCAACACUGUAGCGUCAGCGACUGCUGGUGUGGAUGCGACCAGCCUGGCGGUGUGGCUCAUGUUUGGAUCGCUUGCUGCGCUGCUGCCCGACGUGGCGGCUGGUUUGUCCUGAACAAGUAUUAUUCGACUGGAGGAAUAACUUCGACAUGAUAAAUUAGAUUGACUGAUUAACAGCUUGUGCAAAUUAACUUUGCUCUGUCUCUUUUCAUUAGAUUGUAGAUGUGUGGGAGAAGAUCAAACAAUCAAAUGUUGUGGGAUCUUAUAUAACUUUUUCUGUCUGCGCUCUUGCACUCACUUGGACUUUCCUGGUUACACUGCAAAAGCAGAUCUAAAAAUAAGUAAAAUGUU
Messenger RNA from Fundulus heteroclitus (mummichog), 1431 nucleotides. Its product is annotated as zona pellucida-like domain-containing protein 1. Bases 11 to 1195 code for a protein of 394 amino acids. The record is from RefSeq and is a predicted model, not a curated record. Lineage: Eukaryota; Metazoa; Chordata; Actinopteri; Cyprinodontiformes; Fundulidae. Gene Ontology annotation, cellular component: cell surface. The transcript is spliced from 10 exons.